Messenger RNA from Colletotrichum orchidophilum, 816 nucleotides. RefSeq names its product cytochrome P450. Lineage: Eukaryota; Fungi; Ascomycota; Sordariomycetes; Glomerellales; Glomerellaceae. Gene Ontology annotation, molecular function: heme binding; iron ion binding; oxidoreductase activity, acting on paired donors, with incorporation or reduction of molecular oxygen. The record is from RefSeq and is a predicted model, not a curated record. The transcript is spliced from 4 exons. Bases 1 to 816 code for a protein of 271 amino acids.
AUGCAUAAGAAGUAUGGUCUCAUCUUACACAUGUACCCUCAUGAACUUCACGCCAGUGAUCACGAAUUUUUCAACAUCUUAUUCGCUGCGGGGAGCGCUUGUCGCCACAAUCAUCUGCCGAGUGCCAGUGUCCAGGGCGCUCCCAGUGGCAUCUAUGGAACCUCGAGCCAUGAUGUUCAUCGGAUGCGUCGGUCUGCCACCUCUGGCUUCUUCUCCAAGCAAUCGGUGGCUCUCCACGGAGGCCUCAUCUACGAGAAGGUCGAAACACUCUGCGAAGUUUUCCAGACCUACGCCGAAGAGGGCACUCCGUUCAACAUUCGCAUCCCGCUGCCGGCUUAUACCACAGACUUCUACUGUGCACUUGCGCUUGGCGAACGCGGUGACAUGCGCUUGUUGGAGGACCAAGAAAAAGCCAAGAUAUGGAGAGCAAGCAUCAUUGACAACGCCGCCAAGCUGAUGGAACAGCUGAGGGCUGUCAUACCAGAUCCAAAUGAAGACGUGCAGUUGAGUAGGCGUGAAAGUUUGCCUUGGACUAUUGAUGUCUGGAGUGGUCUUCUGAGGCUGUCCCUGCUCAUAAUGUUGUCGCUGUGCCCCUUCGUCCUCGUCUCAGUUAACUUUGCGCUAACCUACCUGAACCGGAAGACACCCGUGGGCAUGACAUUUGCCGAUCUGAUGAUGGAUCCCAUUCCCAGGGUCUUUCCAGACCCUAGAAGAUUUGACCCCGAGACAUGGCUCGAGUCCUGCCCUAUUUAUGCCCUGAAGACGAACCGGGCCUGGGCAGAGAUUUAUAUCGCUCCGACGAAGACCUUCCACUGA